AUGGCUUCCAAAGAUGAACUUCACGAAAAUGAGGUAGUCAAAAAACACUCAAAAAUUGUCAGAGGAAAAAAAAGCAACUUAAUGGGUGAACGUUCUAUUGUCUUGCCACGUGUUGUACGUAUUUACAUAACAGACAAUGACGCCACAAACUCGUCUAGUGAUGAGGAGGAAAAUCUUCAAGGAGAGAAGUCCAAACGACAUAAAAGGAUUUGUAAAGAAAUUAUCAUCAGAAAUGGAAAAAUCAAGGUCACUUCAAGGAUGAUAUCGUCCAAAGAAAAAAAAUAUACAAAACUUCUCCAAGAAAAUGUAAAGAAGUACAGGGGAGUUAGACAACGAAAAUGGGGAAGAUGGGGUGCGGAGAUUCGAGAUGUAAGAACGAAUAAACGACGUUGGUUGGAAAGUUUUGACACUGCGCUAGAAGUUGCUUUGGCUUAA
This is a messenger RNA of Solanum verrucosum, 435 nucleotides long. RefSeq names its product ethylene-responsive transcription factor CRF1-like. NCBI's taxonomy places the organism in Eukaryota, Viridiplantae, Streptophyta, Magnoliopsida, Solanales, Solanaceae. Bases 1 to 435 code for a protein of 144 amino acids. The record is from RefSeq and is a predicted model, not a curated record. The transcript has a single exon. Gene Ontology annotation, molecular function: DNA binding; DNA-binding transcription factor activity. Gene Ontology annotation, biological process: regulation of DNA-templated transcription.